This is a messenger RNA of Salarias fasciatus (jewelled blenny), 1236 nucleotides long. RefSeq names its product gap junction protein delta 4 (gene gjd4). Lineage: Eukaryota; Metazoa; Chordata; Actinopteri; Blenniiformes; Blenniidae. Gene Ontology annotation, biological process: cell-cell signaling. The coding region runs from base 1 to 1236 and encodes 411 amino acids. Gene Ontology annotation, cellular component: connexin complex. The record is from RefSeq and is a predicted model, not a curated record. The transcript has 2 exons. Gene Ontology annotation, molecular function: gap junction channel activity.
AUGGCGGGAUCGAGUGCCUUCGACGUCCUCUUCAUCGCUGUCAAUCACAGCAUCACUCUGAUGGGGAAGGUGUGGCUCAUUGUCAUGGUCCUCCUGCGCCUGCUGGUCCUGGUCUUCGCCGGGUACCCGCUCUACCAGGACGAGCAGGAGCGGUUUGUGUGUAACACCAUCCAGCCCGGCUGCGCCAACGUCUGCUACGACCUGUUCGCCCCCGUCUCGCUCUUCCGCUUCUGGCUGGUGCAGCUGCUCACCCUGUGCCUCCCCUCCGUCCUCUUCAUCGUCUACGUCGUCCACAAGGUGUCCGGCGCCCUCACGGUGGACCUGAGCUCUGCGGCGAGCAGCAAGACCUUCCGGCUGCUCAAGAUCCGGCCGGAGCCGCCGGGCGGGGCGUCGGUGAGCAAGGCGCCGCCGCUGGCCGGGUGCUUCACCGGAGCCUACAUCGUCCAGCUGGUGUUCAGGACGCUGCUGGAGGCGGGGUUCGGAGCGGCCCACUACUACCUGUUCGGCUUCUACAUCCCCAGGAGGUUCCUGUGCCAGAACCCGCCGUGCACCACGCAGGUGGACUGCUACAUCUCCAGGCCCACCGAGAAGACGGUGAUGCUCAGCUUCAUGCUGGGCGCGGCGUCGCUGUCCCUCCUCCUCAACAUGCUGGACUUCAUCUGGGCCAUCAAGCGCUCGGUGAGGCAGAAGAGCAGGAGGAAGAUGAUGAUGGAGAAGCUCUUCGUCGAGGAGGAGCGGUGUUUCCUCACAGCCAGACAAACGUCAACGGGGACGGAACCGGCCCCUCAGCGGGAUCUGGAGGCGGCGCCCGGUCCAGUGGAGAGUUUCCGGAAGAGGCAGGGCAGCAGGGGUUCGAGGGCCGGGGGAAUGCUGGAUUUCGGUCCGGAGCUGCCGGCGCUGGAGCACUGCUCUCUGCCUCGCGCUCUGAGGAAUCCAGAUUCCAACUCCAACGGGAACAACGGCUACUUUUCCCAGGAGGAGCGGGACGGCAGCGAGGUGGCCCUCUGCCCUCAGGACCCGACCGGGACGCCCAGAUCCAUCCGGGUCAGCAAGCGCAGCAAGCUCAAGCCCCCGCCGCCACCCAGACGGACUCUGGCGCUCCCCUCCGGGGACGUUUCCGCGACAACAGCGGUCUGUACCCGCAGGCUGGGUCAGUACACGCUGGUGGGGCUGGGCAGCGGAGCCGAGGUCCAGACCGCCGAGGACGGGCUGGAGAAACGGUCGGAGUGGGUGUGA